AUGGGUCUUUGGCGAAGGAAGAUCACUGUCAGUGACGACGAUGUCACUUCGGCCGCUCUGUUGACCAACAGACAGAGUCUCCUCCCAAACCUGCUAGUCACGAUCCUUUUUUUCUUGUGGGGAUUCGCGUACGGACUACUGGACACGCUGAAUUCGGAUUUCCAGGCGCUGCUCAACAUCACGGCUAGCAAGUCUGCCGGCCUGUCCGCUGCCUACUUUGGUGCCUACUUCCUGUGCCCGCUGACUAUAUCUGGCUGGAUCUUGCGACGAUAUGGCUUCCGUGUUACCUUCAUGACCGGGCUUGGUGUUCUCGCUGUGGGAUGCCUGCUCUUCUGGCCUUCUGGAGUGAAGCAAAGCUUUGGAGGCUUCUGCGGAUCUAUGUUUGUCGUGGGUAUGGGGCUUUCGACCCUCGAGACCGCUGCAGACCCAUUCCUCGCCAUCUGCGGUCCCCCCAAAUACUCCGAGAUCAGACUCAACCUCGCACAGGCCGUCCAAGGUGUCGGGUCCUUCGUCGCACCGCUCCUGGCGGCGCGCGUCUUCUUUACUUCAGCCGAUACGCAGCAGGGCCUGCAGCGAGUGCAGUGGACCUACCUUGGCGUGGCAUGUUUUGUCGCUCUCCUGAUCGUACUCUUCUGGCUUGCGCCUAUGCCCGAGAUUACUGACGCCGAUAUGUCUAUUCAAGAGGACGCCAUCGAGGCCCGUGACGUAGGGCCGCUGCGCAAACAAACAAAUCUCUUCCUCGCCGUCUGGUCUCAGUUCUGUUAUAUUGGGGCACAAGUUUCGGUGGCAAACUAUUUUAUCAAUUUCUCGUACGGUUCCAACAUGCUCGCCGUUGGCCAGGGCCUCUACGCCUUCAACCGAUUCGUCACGGGCUUCCUGCUCAUGAUCCCGGCCGUCAAGCCGCGAUACGUCAUGACUGUAUACCUCGCGCUGUGCUUCGUCUUUGUCGUCGCUGCCAUCACCACGACGGGCCACGCCUCCAUCGCCAUGCUGAUCAUGGUCCUGUUCUGGGAGUCCGCCUGCUUCGCCACUAUCUUCACCCUCGGCCUGCGCGGUCUGGGCCGCCACACAAAGCGCGGCGGCUCGUUCCUCGUGUCGGCCAUCUCGGGUGGCAUGGUCUUCCCUCCAAUCACCGGCGCCAUCGUGACAUACCACAAUGCCCACGUCGCCAUGACCAUCCCCAUGAUGGGCUAUAUCCUGGCCUUCAUCUACCCCGUCUAUGUCAACUUCUUCGCCAAGGACAUGCUGGAUAACCACCGUGCCACCGAGGUCGGCAUCCAACAUACCAAUGAGAAACAGCUUGAGCUGGAGCCGCAGGAGAGCAGGGUGGAAACCACGGCGGGCGAUGCCGACAUCAAGCCCGUGGCAGGGGGCACGGCGACGACGACGAGCGAGCCCACGGAGUUACAGGUCUGA
Molecule: messenger RNA, 1416 nt
Organism: Cryphonectria parasitica EP155
Lineage: Eukaryota; Fungi; Ascomycota; Sordariomycetes; Diaporthales; Cryphonectriaceae
Product: MFS general substrate transporter
Exons: 6
Coding region: 1-1416 (471 amino acids)
Biological process (GO): transmembrane transport
Molecular function (GO): transmembrane transporter activity
Source: RefSeq, a predicted model, not a curated record